CGGGAGCGCCGGGGGCGGAGAGAAGCGGCCGGGGCGGCGCUGGCUGCGGAGGCCGCGGCGGGAGCGCAGCGGCGGGAGCCCGAGGCUGAGACUCACCGGAGGGAGCGGCGCGAGCGCCCCGCCAUCGUCCCGUGUUAUAGUUUUGCUGCUGGACUCUUCCCUCCCUCCCCCCACCCCAUCAGGAUGAUAUGAGACUUGAAAGAAGACGAUGCAUACAGGAGGAGAGACUUCAGCAUGCAAACCUUCAUCUGUUCGGCUCGCACCGUCAUUUUCAUUCCAUGCUGCUGGCCUUCAGAUGGCUGGACAGAUGCCCCAUUCACAUCAGUACAGUGACCGUCGCCAGCCAAACAUAAGUGACCAACAGGUUUCUGCCUUAUCUUAUUCUGACCAGAUUCAGCAACCUCUCACUAACCAGGUGAUGCCUGAUAUUGUCAUGUUACAGAGGCGGAUGCCCCAAACCUUCCGUGAUCCAGCAACUGCUCCCCUGAGAAAACUUUCUGUUGACUUGAUCAAAACAUAUAAGCAUAUUAAUGAGGUUUACUAUGCAAAAAAGAAGCGAAGACACCAACAGGGCCAGGGAGACGAUUCUAGUCAUAAGAAGGAGCGGAAGGUUUACAAUGAUGGUUAUGAUGAUGAUAACUAUGAUUAUAUUGUAAAAAACGGAGAGAAGUGGAUGGAUCGUUACGAAAUUGACUCCUUGAUAGGCAAAGGUUCCUUUGGACAGGUUGUAAAAGCAUAUGAUCGUGUGGAGCAAGAAUGGGUUGCCAUUAAAAUAAUAAAGAACAAGAAGGCUUUUCUGAAUCAAGCCCAGAUAGAAGUGCGACUUCUUGAGCUCAUGAACAAACAUGACACUGAAAUGAAAUACUACAUAGUGCAUUUGAAGCGCCACUUUAUGUUUCGAAACCAUCUCUGUUUAGUUUUUGAAAUGCUGUCCUACAACCUCUAUGACUUGUUGAGGAACACCAAUUUUCGAGGUGUCUCUUUGAACCUAACACGAAAGUUUGCACAACAGAUGUGCACUGCACUGCUUUUCCUCGCGACUCCAGAACUUAGUAUCAUUCACUGUGACCUAAAACCUGAGAAUAUCCUUCUUUGUAACCCCAAACGCAGUGCAAUCAAGAUCGUUGACUUUGGCAGUUCCUGUCAGUUGGGGCAGAGGAUAUACCAGUAUAUUCAGAGUCGCUUUUAUCGGUCUCCAGAGGUGCUACUGGGAAUGCCUUAUGACCUUGCUAUCGACAUGUGGUCCCUUGGGUGUAUUUUGGUUGAAAUGCACACUGGAGAACCUCUGUUCAGUGGAGCCAAUGAGGUAGAUCAGAUGAAUAAAAUAGUGGAAGUUCUGAGUAUUCCACCUGCUCACAUUCUUGACCAAGCACCAAAAGCAAGAAAGUUCUUUGAGAAGUUGCCAGAUGGCACUUGGAACUUAAAGAAGACCAAAGAUGGAAAACGGGAGUAUAAACCACCAGGAACCCGUAAACUUCAUAAUAUUCUCGGAGUAGAAACAGGAGGACCUGGUGGGCGUCGUGCUGGGGAAUCGGGUCAUACCGUGGCUGACUACUUGAAGUUCAAAGACCUCAUUUUAAGGAUGCUUGAUUAUGACCCCAAAACUCGAAUUCAACCAUACUAUGCCCUGCAGCACAGUUUUUUCAAGAAGACAGCUGACGAAGGUACAAACACAAGUAACAGCGUGUCCACGAGUCCUGCGAUGGAGCAGUCACAGUCCUCCGGAACCACCUCCAGCACGUCCUCCAGCUCAGGUGGAUCGUCGGGGACGAGCAACAGUGGGAGAGCCAGGUCAGACCCGACGCACCAGCACCGGCACAGCGGCGGGCACUUCACAGCUGCCGUCCAGGCCAUGGACUGUGAGACUCACAGUCCCCAGGUGCGUCAACAAUUUCCUGCUCCCCUUGGUUGGUCAGGCACUGAAGCUCCUACACAGGUUACUGUUGAAACUCAUCCCGUUCAAGAAACAACCUUUCAUGUAGCCCCUCAACAGAAUGCAUUGCAUCAUCACCAUGGAAAUAGUUCCCAUCACCAUCACCACCACCACCACCACCACCACCACCACGGACAACAAGCCUUGGGUAACCGGACCAGGCCAAGGGUCUACAAUUCUCCAACGAAUAGCUCCUCUACCCAGGAUUCUAUGGAGGUUGGCCAUAGUCACCACUCCAUGACAUCCCUGUCUUCCUCAACUACUUCUUCCUCUACGUCCUCCUCCUCUACCGGUAAUCAAGGCAACCAGGCCUACCAGAAUCGCCCGGUGGCUGCUAACACCUUGGACUUUGGACAGAAUGGAGCUAUGGACGUUAAUUUGACCGUCUACUCCAAUCCCCGCCAAGAGACUGGCCUAGCUGGACAUUCAGCGUACCAAUUUUCUGCUAAUACAGGUUCUACACAUUACAUGACUGAGGGACAUCUGACGAUGAGGCAAGGAGCUGACAGAGAAGAGUCCCCCAUGACAGGAGUUUGUGUGCAACAGAGUUCUGUAGCUAGCUCGUGACUAAAUUGAAACUUGAGUUUGUUUCUUGUGUGUUUUUAUAGAAGUGGUGUUUUUUUCCAAAAAACAAAGUGCAAAGCUGCUUGCAUCAGAAGGAGAUUAACACACUGAACCGCUACAAGAGGGCAAAGCUGACUUUUUUUUCUUUUUGUUUUUUUUUUUUUUUAACUUGAAAAGAUUGCAAAGGGACAAUGAAGUUUUUCAAAGAGCCAUGUCCACAAACCCGUCGUCACGGAGAGCGCAGAGGUGUCCUCUUUUCGCCUCCCCCAUUUUAACUUGCCACACCCCAGCCGUAGUGGGUUUUUUUGUCUUUUCUGUUCCACAGAAGUUAAUGUUCAGAUGUUGGUCUUGGUCAUUUGCCAACUAAUUUUAAAAUAAAAAGGCACUGCACAUAAUUUGCAUAAAGGGCCCCACGAGGGUGUUUUUUUUCCUUUUUGUUUUUUCCUUUUUCCUCCCUUUACCCCCCUCCCCCCCUCAUUUGUUUUGUUUUGGGUGGGGGGUGGGAAAUUUGGGUUUUUAAGUCCUCUAAACACACUUGGGCACGGAAACGCAGUACUGUAAGGAAGAGGGACCUCCAGCUGACACAAACAUCACCUUCAGCUGUAUGGAAGGGACGGUUGUUUUGGAGUUUGUUUGUAAGGCACAGUGAGCAUGCUAAGUGGCGGGGAUCAGAACUCUCCUGUCUGAACCUACUGAGGAGCAAAGCAGCAAUUACAUGGGAUCCCGUGGGUCUCCUGUUGGAGAGGCCACGGUAGAUAGUAAUGGAACGUGACUGGUCUCCUAACCGAGGUGCACUGAGAAGCAAUCAACGGGUCAGUCGUGGCCAGUCCUGGGGAGGUCUGAGUGGUGGUCUUUGGGAUAACCUUUGGCCUUAUGGAUUUGGACUCGAAAUUAGAAGAGCCUACCAUUUCAGAUGCAAUCACUUUUGGACAUGCUUUUGCAGACAGUCCUUAAUGCUGAAAACACAGAGAAUGGGUAAUUCAAGAGGCCUUUCUUUUAAAAUAGACUUUUGUGACCCACUAAUUGUAAGGUAUUGCAAGGUCACUUUGCGUGUGUCAUAAAGUUGACUUCCUUAUUGGUUGAAGGUCACAGAAGUAGUGGUUUGCUUUGAUGGAAAUAGCUACAGCUGUGUCCCUUCCUGCUUUUUACUUUUUUUGUUUUUUUUUUUUGUUUUUGUUUUUUUUUGUUUCGUUUUUGCUUUUUUUCUCGGCACGUGGUAUCUCCACCAUUUCUUCUGCACAAAGAUGUCUUCUGUUCAUCCUGAACAUUUUUAAAAAAUGCAGAAUUUUAUGUGACUGCUUUUUUGCCUCACAAUUAUGCUGUGAAUUUUACAAAAAUUUAUUUUCUUUUUUGAUAAUUUAUUGUACCAAAGCUGUUUUUAUAGCACAUAGAUGUCUGUAACCAAUAAUGUAGCAGUCCUGCACUUUGACACAAGGUGUAACUAGACCAUUUUUAAAUGUCAGUUGAAAAUUAUGGCUGUACUAUUGCUUAAACAAAACUGGAACUGUUGUUGAAUCCAUAGCCAAUACAUCUACAGCAAUCUGUGUUCUGAACAUAAUCGAUUGACAUCUAAUUCAAGAUGACAGCAUCUGUUACAUUCUAAAUGUGUUCAGGCUUCUGAAGGUAAAGGGACACUGGAUCCAGAAGCUAUGGAACCAGCAGUCGAUUCUUGUAUUCCUGAUUAACCUACUUGUAAACUUGAAAGCAAGACCUUGAUUGCACCAACAGGUCCAAAAUAUGAGCACGAGUAAAGCAAAACUCUCAUGCGUGACCUGAAGUGAACAGGCUGGUGUUUAACAGGUGCCUAGUUUUGAGAUUAUGCUGCCUUAAUGUAACACAGUCUGGCAGUUGCUAAAUUUGUGUUCCCAUUUUAAAUUGACCAAUUUUAGGGUGUUAUACUUUUGAGCGGUUGAAUUGGGAGAAUGAAGAUAAGUAAUUUAUCUGUCCAGGAUCAAAAGAAGCCUAGGAAAGAAGCAGUAAUCUACCUCUGCCGAUAACCCUGUUCAAAACAACUCAGCAGAACACCACAUUACUUUUUAUUGGUCAAUUCCAUGUGGCUGACUAGGUCAAUUUUUUCUGAACAAAAAGCAGGUUUUUAUAUGUAAACAGUGACAAAAAGAAAGGCUUAAAACUAUGUGAAUGUGAAUGGAAACUUGGAAAUACCGUUUUUAUAAUCCACAAAAUUUUUUUGUUGUUAAUCAGGAAAUCCAUAUUUAUUUUGUAAUUAAAUGUCAAGCCUGUGGAUGAUUUUUGAACUUGGUAGUUCAUAAAAGUUUACAGUGAAUAAAAGGAUAUCAUCUUGAGUAUAGCAAUAUCAAAAGGAAUCAGUAGUUACUGCUGUUUAGGACUAUAAGGGGAAGAUAUUAUAUGGGUCAGGUCAUUUUUUUCUGUGCUGGUUGCCACAUCUUAGCAAGCACCAAAAACGAAAGCAGUUUUUAAACCGCUAUUUACAUAAAGGAAAUCAUAAAAUCCAAUGCUUCUGCAUACUGUGUUAUGUUACAGUCCAGUUUUGUGUGCUUUACUACACGGUUUGGUUACAGGACUUCUGUGCAUUGUAAAACAUAAACAGCAUGGAAAAGGUUAAAUACCUGUGUGCAGAUUGUAAGAUCUGGUCCGGACUUGCUGUGUAUAUUGUAACGUUAAAUGAAAAAGAACCCCCCUUUGUAUCAUAGUCAUGCGGUCUUAUGUAUGAUAAACAGUUGAAUAAUUUGUCCUCAGA
Messenger RNA from Felis catus (domestic cat), 5216 nucleotides. RefSeq names its product dual specificity tyrosine phosphorylation regulated kinase 1A (gene DYRK1A). NCBI's taxonomy places the organism in Eukaryota, Metazoa, Chordata, Mammalia, Carnivora, Felidae. Gene Ontology annotation, biological process: positive regulation of DNA-templated transcription; peptidyl-threonine phosphorylation; protein autophosphorylation. The record is from RefSeq and is a predicted model, not a curated record. The coding region runs from base 209 to 2500 and encodes 763 amino acids. Gene Ontology annotation, molecular function: ATP binding; protein serine/threonine/tyrosine kinase activity; transcription coactivator activity. Gene Ontology annotation, cellular component: nucleus. The transcript has 12 exons.